GGGCGGCGCCUUGUGGCCGUGUCUGCGUCGUCCUGGGUCUUUUUGGGAGGGCCGUCUUGGGUUUCUUGCCGUGCUGGCUCAAGCUCGGUGCAUGCCGAGAGUGCGCGGCCGCUCAAGACGACACAGCCGCAGCACACCGUUCAAGGAUUUGAGCACGCAGCACGAGCCGCCUCAUGCACAGGGACCGCGGAGACCCCUGCGCAUACCACGAAAUCAGGCUCGUCGUCAAGAACUGCUCCGUGGAGGUGGAGGAGCAGGGCGUCGAUUCUAGGCUGCGCCGCAGCAGGAGCGACGGUAAUCUUCGGGGCGCCACUGCUGGGCCGCUUGAGCACGAUGGUUCAGCAGGAAGGCCUGCGCACACGGACGACGGUCACACUGGCAGCGUCGGCCACCAACCCCUUGAGCACAAUGACUCAGCAGGAGGGCUUGCGCACACGGUCGGCGGUCACAGUGGCAGCGCAGCCGGGAGCGCUGCGGACCUGCAAGAGUCGCCAGUCUCACCGCAGGGUAGCAGCUGCUCCUGGGGAGAGCUCAGCUGCUGCAGCCAAUACAAUCUCAGCGGGUGCUCCGGGCAUGACAGCCAGGACGAGAGCUGCGAAAGCACCACUUCGGCGCCCGCUUACCGCAGCCCCUGGACCGGGGAGGAGUGCGAGGCGGAGUGGCUGCGAGGCAAGGAGGAGCAGCACGGCGCCGGCACCUGCAAACCGUGCCUGUACUUCAAGACCAGGGUGGGCUGCACGAAGGGCCUGCAGUGUAGCUUCUGCCACCUGCCGCACGAGGAGCUGAGGCAGAAGGCGGCGCGGCCGUGCAGGCAGGCGAGGCUGCAGUGCAAGCAGCUGCUCGCGAAACUGGGCGGCUGGCGCGAGGGCGAGUCGGCUGCCGCGGUGGUGCGGCCCGUCGUUCGCGACCUGGACCAGCACGCCCUGUGCAUGCUCAGCCUCUGCGGGGCGCGAGGGCCCCGGCGCGGGGGCCCGGGGCGAGGUGGCAGCGGCAGCGCGGGGCGAGGGGGCAGCAGCACGUGCUCGGCCUCCUCCGCGGGCGGCUUUCCCCAGGCGGCCGAAAGCCCGCCGCAGCGGCCGCCGCCGGGCGAGUGCCCGCCGUAGGCGGCGGCCGCGCAGCGGCAGCUGCAGGGGUGCGUGCCCAGGCCUCGGGCGCGCCUCGAGAAAACAAACAACAAAAUCGAGGUGAAGAGGUUUUGCCUCGUUCUCAAAAGCAUCGGGACGUCGGAUGUCUGGGUGUGCGUGUGUGUGUGUGUGAAUAUCUUCGCUGCUCACUCCCUGGGUGCGCUCACUCGCACCUGGAGUCGAAGCGGCGUUCUGCCUGACUGCACAUGGUGUAUAGUCUUCGGUGUCGGAAGUACCCCCGCUUUUGGGAGCGCGGCACUCGCGAGUGCCUUCGUCCCAGUUCGCGGAGUGGGAUUCUUCCGCUCGCAGUGCUUGCGGCGUUGGAGGCGUGCGCUGCGGUGAAGCAGCAAGAGGUUGACGUAUCGCCCUUGGCAGAAGGGCGCGGAAGGUCGGCGGGAGCAGCAGAAGCAGAGUUGGGCGUCUCCACCAGCGGAAGCCCAGCGAGAGGCGGCGCAAGCGGAAGGUGACCCCCUGCCAGAGAGGUCAGCGCCAGCGUGUUUGGUGUUCCUGGAGCCAGUCAUGUUACAUGCUCUAACCCUCGAAGAAGAAAAAAGGUCGUAAACAUCAAUUUUUUGGAGGGGGUCCAGCGCAGAUCCAAGAAAUCCGCGUGGAGCUCCAAAAGUUUAUGUUUACGCCGUUCUUCUUCCUCCAUUGCAUGCUCUCACCCGCCGCGGCUGCUUCUGUCCAUUGGGAGGGG
Prorocentrum cordatum is the source of this 1821-nucleotide messenger RNA. NCBI's taxonomy places the organism in Eukaryota, Dinophyceae, Prorocentrales, Prorocentraceae. The record is from the annotation of a GenBank genome assembly.